This is a messenger RNA of Amphimedon queenslandica, 1112 nucleotides long. Its product is annotated as glutamate-rich protein 6B-like. The record is from RefSeq and is a predicted model, not a curated record. Lineage: Eukaryota; Metazoa; Porifera; Demospongiae; Haplosclerida; Niphatidae. The transcript is spliced from 7 exons. The coding region runs from base 109 to 846 and encodes 245 amino acids.
CUAUUAUAGCCCAUGUUUCUUAGCCUAAUGAUUUGACACUGCACUAAAGAGAGUGAGCCAUGCUGCUGAUAUGUACUAAUAGGAAAAAAGAAAAAGAAGAAGCAACCAAUGCCAGUAGUGCUUCCAUUACCAUCAAUACCCAUUGAUGAUGCUCCUCCAGAUGAUGCUAGUUGUGGAUACAUUGACAAGAUAUGCUAUAGCUCUGGACAACCGCUCUCAGUUAUACUACCAGAUAAUACCGGACAAGUAUAUUAUCCUUCAGAUAAUUUAGCAUUACUUCAAGUAACUCUUCAUCCAUCAAUCAACGUGUACUUAAUAUUCAAAGACAGCAAAAGAGGUGAUUUGAUUGGUUAUGUUGAUGAUUAUGGGAGGGGCUGGGUAAAGGGAGAUUAUUCAAUAAGGUUUCUGAGUACGCUACAUGAAGGUUUUCUGUUUGAUAAUUCUGGGAGGAGCAAGACGUGGGUUUGGUCCGAUAGUGGAACCUAUUCUCUUCACCUUCCUCUUGUGUUCAGACUAAACCAAUACCUCACUAUAAAAUACAACAAUCACGAUGACAUAAGUAUUACUCUCACGGCCCAACAGAAACAGCACAAGAUUCAGAUAAAAAGAGUCGUCACCAUGGCUGGGACAGGAAAACCCGCGGUUGAUAAAACUGUGAAAUAUUACAACAAAGAACUGGAGAAAAUGACACACAGAUUCAACUCACAUUUGAGCAGUUUCCAGCAGUCAAUAAAGCUGUACAACAGCUCAGGGAAAAGCAAGGUGUUGCCUCCAAUUAAUGGCAGUCGAACAAUUUUUAAAAGAGCAAGAAACAGCAGCGUUGGGACAGUAACGUUUCAACAAUAACGUAAUUUAAUCAAUGAUAAUAAUAAUAUAUAAUAUAUUAUUUAUAAUAAUUAUUAUUGUACAAAAGGAAUGUCUUUCAAAAACUUGAAAGGAUCUCAAUUUAAAAAAAAGAAACAAACACAGCAGCUCACAAAAGCACACACGCACAAUAAUUGACUAAUCACAAACAACAAAAAUAAUAAUAAUAAUAAUAAUAAUAAUAAAUCGGCCAUAGACACGCCCACCCAAACACACAGUCGUACAGAAGAUUGUUUUAAAUUUCCUAA